AUGAUUAUUUUUCAAAGCCGGUUGGAGAGGUGAUUCGUGAAUCGUGACCGUUAUUGAAGAAGCAUUCUAUUCCCGUGGCCUGGAAAACAACAACAAGAAAAAAUAUCAUGAAAGGGCAAUUUUCCAUUUUUUUUUAUACUAAAAAAAAUGUUGAUUAAUUUAUUUAUAUUUUUUUCUAUUAAUUAAGGUGUGAUUACAUGAAACCUGGACCAACCUGGACAAAAAUAAACCCUACAUAGUUUUUUUUUCUUUUUUUAUUCUAUUUAUUUUUGGUCAAUAAAAUUAAUUUGCAUUAAUUAAAUUAAUAGUUAAUUAAUGACAGAUUGUUUUUGAUAUUUAUUUAUAUUUAUUUUUAAUAUUAUUGUUAUUAUUUAUGGGCAAUAAUAAUGUGUAAAUUGACCGUAUUGUUGUGAGGGCGCUAGUCUGUUGAAAAUGCACCUUAAUAUUUUAACAAUUUGAUUCAAUUUUUGCAUUACAAACGGCUUGUGUUAUUAUCACAAUGGCAUGUCGUUUAUUUAGAUUAUUAAAAAAUGAUAUACCAAGUGGAAGUGUUUAUCAGAUUCGACAUGGUCACUGGCUACGUGGUAAACCACCAGGAGAAGCCAGGACUAUUAAACAAAGACUAGAUGAAUUAAAUGCUCAAGAUCCAGAAAUUGCAUUUAAAGUUGAUAUAGGAUUUAAAGUACCACAAUUAUCAAGAAAAGAAGCAACAACAAUUUACCAUGAUCAUAUUGUUAAAAUUAAAAAUGAUCCAGAAAUUGAAAGAAAAGCUAGAAAUAAAGAAUUAUGGAUUGAUUCAAAAGAAUUAAAAAAAGAUUGGCAACAAACAUCUGGACCAAAUCAUAUUAAACAAAUUGCUGAUCAUUAUGGUGUCUAUGAUGAUUUAUUUGGUGAUGCAUAUUUUUAUCCAACAGUACCAUUAGAUAUUCAUUAUGACAUUGAUGAUGAUAAAAUUGGUGUUGUUUAUCGUGGUAAUUUUUUAAAACCAAAUGAAACUAAAAAUGAACCAACAAUAACAUGGGAAUCAAAUAACAAAGAUGAUUUAUGGACACUUUUAUUAACAACACCUGAUGGAAAUUUUACUGAUAAGGAACUUGAGUAUUGUCAUUGGUUCAUUGGUAAUAUUCCAGGCAAUGAUUUAUCAAAAGGUGAUUUAUUAAUGCCCUACAUGAGACCAAUUCCACCACAUGGUAUUGGAUAUUGUCGUUAUAUAUUUGUUUUAUACAAACAAAAUAAAAAAAUUGAUUUUAAUGAGUAUAAAAUGGAUGCACCAUGUUUAAAACUUGAAAAUAGAAAUUGGAGUACUAAAGAUUUUUAUAAAAAAUAUGAAGAUAUUGUUACACCAGCUGGAUUAUCAUUUUAUCAAGCUGAUUGGGAUGAAUCACUUAAAGAUUUUUAUUACAAUCAAUUACAAAUGAAAAUGCCAAUGUAUGAGUAUGAUUUUCCAGCACCUUAUAUACGUCCACAAGAAUGGUUUCCAAAAGGAAGACCAUUUAAUAUUUAUUUAGAUAAAUAUCGUGAUCCAAGAGAUGUCAAUAAAGAUUAUUUAUUGAAAAAAUUAAAAGAAGUACAUCCAUUUAGACCACCAAAACCACCAUUAAAAUAUCCAGCUGCUCAUGCAUAUCCCAAGGACAUGCCAUCUUGGUUGAAAACACGAGAAACUAAGGAUCGUAACAAUUGGGGACGUAUCAAUGAAAUUAAAUAGGUAAAAAAUUAAUAUAACUUUUUGACAAAAACAAAAAAUAUAUUAUCCAUUAAAAAAACAAAAAAUAUUAUAGUUUUUUUUUCAUUUAUUCAAUUUUAUUUAAUGAAGUCUUGAAUUUGUUUCAACAAUUUGUUUACUACGAUUUUUAAUAGACACUCUUGUUUGAACUGUCGUGUCAAUUAUUUCAUGCUCAACAUGAAUUCCUAAAAAAGUAAAAAAAAAAUAUUAAUUUAUAAAUUUUAAAAG
Messenger RNA from Aphidius gifuensis, 1951 nucleotides. It is a transcript of the gene mRpL38, whose product is annotated as 39S ribosomal protein L38, mitochondrial. Lineage: Eukaryota; Metazoa; Arthropoda; Insecta; Hymenoptera; Braconidae. The record is from RefSeq and is a predicted model, not a curated record. Gene Ontology annotation, cellular component: mitochondrial large ribosomal subunit. The coding region runs from base 500 to 1705 and encodes 401 amino acids. The transcript has 5 exons.